This is a messenger RNA of Parasteatoda tepidariorum (common house spider), 1446 nucleotides long. Its product is annotated as outer mitochondrial transmembrane helix translocase. Gene Ontology annotation, molecular function: ATP binding; ATP hydrolysis activity. The record is from RefSeq and is a predicted model, not a curated record. Gene Ontology annotation, cellular component: mitochondrial outer membrane. Gene Ontology annotation, biological process: extraction of mislocalized protein from mitochondrial outer membrane. Lineage: Eukaryota; Metazoa; Arthropoda; Arachnida; Araneae; Theridiidae.
AAAUUUCUCUACUAGUUCCCCUCUUUCCCCUUUCUCUCAUUCUUGAUGGUAGCCUAAUAUUUAUGUGUUCCUUGGUGUGUUCAUAUUUGUUGUAUGGGUAAACUUUAAUGUUUUUUUUUUGUUAAUCAGAAUACAAUCUAUUUAAAUUAUGUCCGGUGAUAAAUUAAUUGCUUCCACAUUUUCAAGGAAUGAAGCAUUAGGUUUAGUGUUUCGUUUAACAUUAUUUGGCGCUUUAACUUUUUAUGGUGUAAGAUGGUUAAUGAAAACACUUGAUCCUACUCGAAAACAGAAAGUUGAAGCUCAGAAACGGGCAGAAAGAAUAUUGGACAGAAUUGGGGUGAAAAAUGUCAAGCUCAGUGAAUAUGAACUAUCCAUUGCUGCACAAUUAGUUGAUCCUUCGACUAUAAAUAUAUCAUGGGAAGAUAUUGCUGGCUUAGAAGAUAUUAUUCAAGAAAUUAGAGAGACAGUUAUUCUUCCAAUUCAAAAACGUGAACUGUUUUCUGGAUCAAUGCUUAUCCAGCCUCCAAAAGGAGUGCUUUUGCAUGGACCCCCUGGUUGUGGGAAAACUAUGAUAGCUAAAGCCACAGCAAGGGAAGCAGGGGCUCGCUUCAUUAACUUAGAAGUGUCUGCUCUUACUGAUAAAUGGUAUGGUGAAAGCCAAAAGUUAGCUGCUGCUGUAUUUACACUGGCUAUUAAAAUCCAGCCAUGUAUCAUUUUUAUUGAUGAAAUUGACUCUUUUCUUCGGUCAAGAGACUCUUUCGAUCAUGAAGCUACAGCUAUGAUGAAGGCACAAUUCAUGAGUUUGUGGGAUGGUCUUAUUACUGAUCCAGACUGUCAAGUUGUUGUAAUGGGGGCAACUAAUCGACCACAAGAUGUAGACAAGGCAAUUCUGCGGAGAAUGCCUGCUAUGUUUCACAUUGGAUUCCCAAAUUCUCAUCAAAGAGCUGGAAUCUUGAAACUCAUUUUGGAAAAUGAACUUUAUUCAGAAGAUGUUGAUAUAAAAGAGAUUGGAAAAAUCACUGAGGGAUUUUCUGGAAGUGAUUUGAAAGAACUUUGCCGAAAUGCUGCUUUGUACAGAGUACGUGACUACUGCAAUGAAGAAAUAAGAAACAAAAGUCUUUUGGACAGUGGUGAUUCUGAAGUCUAUCACGAUGCUUUGAGACCCAUAUGUAUGGAAGAUUUCAAGAAUGCGUUUGAUAGAAUGGCAGAUUCUAAAUUGCAAGCUGGUGUUAUGAGGUUUAAGCAAAGACUUCCAGAGCUAGAUUAAAAUGAACUUAGCAUUUGAAAUUCCCAUUCCCGCUUUCAUUUGCUCAGCAUCCUCAUUUAGCUCCAAACGAAAGACAUUUUUGCAUACUUGUGAGUGUUGCAUUGUAUUAGUUGUAGUGGAUAUCUGUGAAAUGUGAAUGUAUAAGUUGAUUUCCAAUAAAUAUGUACAUUAUGUAAGAA